AACCACAAAGAUGCCUGCUCCUGCCAGUUCUUCAGCGCGCGCCCUCAACGCUAUUCUUCCUCUCAUCGCCUCUGGACAACCCUACGAAGCCCACCAAAAAGCUAGAACUUUCGCCUCGCGUUACUCAAAGUCAGGACAAUAUGAUACAGCCAUCGACGUGCUCUUCCAGUCUGCACGGGAGCUGCUUAAGGUCGGACAGCAGGGUAGUGGGACAGAUCUCACAUCUUUCCUACUUGAUGUGUACGAGACCAAAGGAGAAGAUGUAAACGAUGAAUCGAGAGGCAGAUUGACGCAACUGAUUGCUCUGGCGGGAUCUUCGGGAUCCUGGAGAAAAACAAUAAUUGAUAAGUCGUUAUCAUGGUCAGCCAAACAUGGACCAUGCCCUGCUGGCGAUCAGGAUCUUCAGCACUACGUUGGUGAACUGCUGUAUAAAGAUGGUGCAUUUGAUGAUGCUGAGCCACAUUUCCUGGCUUCAGGUAAGAGAGAUAGUGCGCGUUUACUUGCGGAAAUGACCGUCGAGUGGUCUGCUGCUGGCGGGAUGCCUAGUACAUUUGCCCUACGAGGAAUCAUUCCUUAUUUGCAAAAUGGCAAUAUUCUCGCUGCUCGAACUUUUAUUACCCACUUUGUAACUCAGCUCAUUUCUUCGAAGCCGACAAUACGUUCAAAGCUGCAAACUUCCCCUCUUCCUAUUGGACCCAGUGACAACCCGAAAGGCGAACUAAUAUACACUAGCGAUUCCGUGCUCAAUUUCUGCCAACUUGCUGUGUUGACUUGUCAGAGGGCACAGGGUGACAAGAAUAAGUCUAUCAGAGAGUCUUGGGUAAGGCUUUGUGGAACGUAUCAGUCAAAGGGAGGUAUCCUAGCCCACAGGGAAGUCCGAAUGGGUCUAAAUGAAAUCGGGCAAUUAUAUUUCGCCAUUCCGCCACCACGUACUCAGCCGGCAAAUCCAUUCGGAAAUAUGCUCUCUUCAAUGCUGGGAGGAGGAAUGCCUGGGGGAGGAGGGGGUCCACCACCACGUAGAGUUCUGUCUCCCGCUCCAAAGGGACCUUCAACACCUGGCCUGGAUUAGGUUGGUGCAGUAUACGGAGGGGCAUCAGGAAUAUAGCUCGCUCUACCUUUCAAAAGUGUCUUUCUACGUCCUCGUUAUGUUGUGUAGACACUGAAAUAUAGUUGUAUUCAUGGGACAUUUGCGACUGCAUGCACCAAUGUAUUGGGUGGGCUAGUU
Molecule: messenger RNA, 1225 nt
Organism: Serpula lacrymans var. lacrymans S7.9
Lineage: Eukaryota; Fungi; Basidiomycota; Agaricomycetes; Boletales; Serpulaceae
Exons: 6
Coding region: 11-1069 (352 amino acids)
Biological process (GO): protein insertion into ER membrane
Cellular component (GO): cytosol
Molecular function (GO): protein binding
Source: RefSeq, a predicted model, not a curated record